Messenger RNA from Hyposmocoma kahamanoa, 2779 nucleotides. It is a transcript of the gene Noki, whose product is annotated as leucine-rich repeat-containing protein 24. The transcript has a single exon. Lineage: Eukaryota; Metazoa; Arthropoda; Insecta; Lepidoptera; Cosmopterigidae. Gene Ontology annotation, molecular function: protein binding. The record is from RefSeq and is a predicted model, not a curated record. Bases 235 to 2193 code for a protein of 652 amino acids.
CCCUCUCAGUUGAUUUACAGCCGUCGCGAGUGAGUAACGUACCGUCAUGAGUCGUUCGCCAACUUUCUCGAGCAGUGAUGUGAUACGAUAUAGAAACGUAGAAACGGCAUAUCUUUAGAAAUUAUUAGGUACUGAUUUUUUUGUGAAAUACCAGCGAAUUAAAUGUGGAACAGUGGAAUAAAUGGAUUAUAGUGAAAGUUUUGUUUGAACAUAAUAACGGAUUGGAAAAUCAAAAUGAAGUGGUUACUAGUUACAGUGAGUGUGGUGGCGUGGGAAACGAUUUUGGCUGGAAUCGCUCCUCCCGGAUCUUGUCCAGCCGUGUGUGCGUGUAAAUGGAAAGGUGGUAAGCAGACUGUGGAGUGUGUAGACCGUGCACUUAUCACCGUGCCUGAGCCGGUGGACCCCGCAACGCAGGUGCUCGACCUCUCUGGGAACAACCUCCAGAUCCUGCCUCAGGAAGCGUUCGCCAGGACCGGCUUAGUCAAUCUACAGAGGGUUUACCUGCGUAGCUGUAGCAUUGGCCAAAUUCAUGAUCGGGCCUUUAAAGGCCUAACUAAUUUAGUAGAGUUAGACCUCUCUCAUAAUUUACUCACUCAAAUACCAACUAAUAGCUUCAAGGAUGCUCCAUUUCUUAGAGACCUCACUCUGUCUCAAAAUCCUAUACUCAAAGUUCAUUCGGACGCGUUGAGUAGUUUGGGAAGCAUCGUAAAACUUGAUUUGUCUAGAUGUGAUAUAAGAGAUAUAGCAGCUGACGCUUUCCGGCAAUUAAAAUCUCUGGAAUCUUUAAAGCUCACUCAUAAUAAGCUACGGGAUUUACCUCUGAGCUCCCUUGAAAGAUUAGAAAAAUUGAGGGCCAUCGACCUGUCCGAUAAUCCAUGGACUUGCGACUGCCGGCUUAGAGACUUAAAGCAAUGGUUAGAAAAACGUAAAUUACUUUCGACACCUGCGUGUUCGGCACCGGCGCGAUUGGCCAAUCGACCGUUUGCAGAAUUAGCUAUUGAAGAGUUUGCAUGCAAACCAGAAAUAUUACCUGUGAGCAGACAUGUAGAGACAGCCGUAGGGGAAAACGCUACUAUAACAUGUAGAACAGAAGCGAUGCCAAGCGCAAAUAUUAAUUGGUAUUGGAACGGCCGAUUACUUCAAAACGGAAGCAGUUUCAAUUCUCAUCAAAAAGUUUAUAUCUUUGAAGAGGGCGAAAGCAAAAAGAAGUCCACCUUAGUAUUAACUAACACACAAGAAACAGAUUCAGCAGAAUUUUAUUGUGUCGCCGAUAACAAAGGUGGAAAUGCUGAAGCCAAUUUUACGGUACACGUUACACAAAUGGCUGCUGGAAUGGCGUCUUUGGGGAGCGCACAAAUAGCGAGUCUGGGAGCCGCAUUGUUCUUAGUUAUUGUCGUUAUUUCUCUGGCUUUACUCAUUACGUUUGUCCGGUUUCGUUCCGCGCCGGCUUGCGAAAGCAAAACUCCUAAUACUAUAGACAGAGUUGUGUCCGGUAACGAAGUGCAUCCAGCGACGACAGACAGACCUCAAAUGGCAGUUUUGGCUAACCAGCAAGAAUCGCCAAAUUACAAUGACCCAAAGUGCAAUCCUGUGUUGAAGCCACCCCGAGUUAAUGACAUUCCAUAUACAACAAACCAUUACGAAGGUAGAGGCAGUAUCGUUACUGCCGGAGGACCUGCGGUAGUAUCACCGACAGUUUCGACCGGCAUCGAUCCUGACCUCAUCAACGACACAAGGCCCGACAGCGCCGCUCGCCCGGGGAGCGGUGAGUACGCCCGCGAGGCUUGUGAUUCCUUGUAUCCCUCCGGUCUCUGGGACCAAAUGAAAAUGAAUCAAGCGAGUAACUUGGCUCGUGCGGUCAGUUCUGCAAUACCUGCGUACUACAAUGAUCGUACGCCGAUAAUAGAGAACUGUAGCGUAGACGGUUCACAAGAAGAAUUGGGGUACAUGAGUCGAACGUUUCCUCGAUCUCAUGCGGUAGCUUCGACGACCCCCGUGCCGACGUCGACGGCGCCAGGUGAUCCACCUUACCCACCAGACUAUGGGCUGCCAGUGAAUGGGGCGCGCACGCUGCGCGUGUGGCAGCGCGCUCCUCCUGUCCUGCCACCCGUGGCAGCACUCAAGCGCGUACUCACCAUAACCAGGCCCUCCGGUGACGAGGGCUAUCAUGACGGCUGUGCUACUGAUGUUUAAAAACCUGUUACAUAUCUAGAUAACAUGUCAAAAGUUGUAAAUAGCAUAAAGGCAUAAGGUAUAAUCUAUAUACGUAUAAUAUGUGUAAUCUACACCUACACAGGUUUUUAGUGUAAUAUUUUUUGUAUCAUAUUAUUAUUUAUUUAAGUAUGUAAGGGAAAGUUAAAUUGGAUCCGGUCGAAGGGUCCGCGACUGAUUAGUUGAAGGAAGUAAGUGUACAUUAUUACGUGAUAUGGAGUGGUAUCGUGUUUGAUCGCCAAAUAUAAAAAUACUGAUUAUAAAUAUAUUAUCUUGGUUGUUGAAAAUCAGUUAAGAUGUUAAAUGACUAUAAUUAACGCCUAUGUGUAAGAACAAGACCUAAUUAUCCGAAGAUAUUCAUCAUUGUCAUCUUCCCCUCAAAGUAAUAUAUAUAUAUAUAUUACUACAUAAAUAUGUUCAUGUUACGGACAGCGAUUCAGCUUGAAUACAAUACUGUCCAACUGUAUACCCAUGACAUUGAUUUUUCCAGAUUUUCUUAAGAAAAAAUCAGAGUAGCUACAUUGAUGAAAGCAUUACUGUGUUGCUGAGCGUACAUGAAUUCAUGGUG